This is a messenger RNA of Sipha flava (yellow sugarcane aphid), 1795 nucleotides long. RefSeq names its product sodium/potassium/calcium exchanger 2-like. Lineage: Eukaryota; Metazoa; Arthropoda; Insecta; Hemiptera; Aphididae. Bases 1 to 1542 code for a protein of 513 amino acids. Gene Ontology annotation, molecular function: calcium, potassium:sodium antiporter activity; calcium channel activity. Gene Ontology annotation, biological process: calcium ion transmembrane transport; intracellular calcium ion homeostasis. The record is from RefSeq and is a predicted model, not a curated record. The transcript is spliced from 8 exons. Gene Ontology annotation, cellular component: membrane.
AUGAAUUAUAAUUGUUCAUCAUUCAUGAAGUCUUUAAAAUGGGAUGUAUUUACUCUGUUCAAUACUUAUUUAAUAGAUAGAGAUGAUUUAAAUUCAAUCGCUUCAAAAAACAGCAGUCAAAGUGUUUGCGAAAAAAUUCAUCAUUCAAUCUACGAAUUUCCUCCUGAUUUUUUCACCAAGGAACAAAGACGUAACGGAGCAAUAGUCAUUCACUUACUAGUGGUUGUAUACGGAUUCAUUUUUAUAUCAUUUAUUUGCCAUGGCUAUUUUCUACCAUCAAUAUUCUGUAUAUGUCUAGAUCUAGGCAUUUCGUCGGACGUGGCCGGGGCGACUUUCAUGGCAACGGCUACAUGCACUUCCGAACUGUUCGUCAACAUCAUCGGAACGUUUCUGACCGAGUCAGAUAUCGGCGUGGGCACGGUAGUAGGCAGCGGAGUGUACAACACUUUGGGCGUUUCGGCAUGCGCUGGCCUGGCUACCAAUCAGGCCAUCACUAUGGAAAAAUGGCCGCUUAUUCGUGAUAGCGGUAUUUACGUGACGGCCACAUCCGUCUUGGCCGCGAUCGCCAUCGACAACGUGAUUGUGUGGUACGAGGCGUUGGUCAUGGUCGUCAUGUACUUCGGGUAUUUCUUGUUCUUGUUCCAGCAACACAAGCUCGUGAAGACCGUCAAAGAGUUCAAAAACGAAAACCAAUUUCGAACUUGGACUUUGGUUUUUGUGCAUCUUAAGCAAUUAUUCUUAAAUGCACUGUUUUGUAAAAAAUUCACUACGGACGAAUUUCAAUAUAUUACAGCGCACAACAGUUAUUCAAACGCGUAUCAUUACGGAACAGAAUGUCAAUCACCGCCCACAAUAACGAUAAUCACGACCUCGUCGGCGUCCAGCAAAUCCGAUCAAAUAAGCAGUAUGAUAGAACCGAUUACCUCUUCACAUUCCACAUUGCCAGACAACGUAUUGCUACUAAAAAUUUGGUCGAUUUUGUGUUUGCCGAUCACGUUUAUACUUCUGGUGACAAUACCAGACUGCAAGACGAACCGGAAAUUCUACCCUUUAACGUUCAUUAUGGCUAUCGUGUGGAUCAGCGUCGUCAUGUACAUUUUGUCUUGGAUGUUAACGAUAUGCGGUGAUACGUUUCGUAUUAGCGAUAUUAUCAUGGGCAUUGGUAUUUUGGCGAUCGGCAGCAGCAUUCCCGAAGUUGUAUCGGGUAUAAUCAACGCGCGGAGAGGUGAAGGAGCUAUGAUCAUCAGCAGUGCGCUGGGCUCCAACACGAUGGAUAUACUGCUGUGCUUGGGUCUGCCCUGGUUGGUCAAGUGCCUGCUACCGGGCUCGAUGAACGGUGGUCCAAUCAGAUUGGAGACGAACAACCUGUUCUUCAACUGCAUGUGCAUGAUCGCCAGCGUGGUCAUAUUGAUCGCGGUGGCCAUCGUCUGCGAGUUCCAACUCCACAGACCAUUCGGCUUUCUGUGCCUGAUCGGUCUGAUCGUCGUCAUAUCCAUGCUAAUAAUCAACGUGUUCAAAGACCCGAGAACCGCGCGGUGUUGAACUAUUUUAUUUUUAUUUUUCGUAACCUGUCAAAUAAUUCGCGUUGUAUUCAUUCGUGUUCACGCAGUCGUGUCUCUGUGCGUUUCACUGAUAAUAAUCUGAUUUUAAUAAUCUAUACCAGCGGUCGCAAAGCAUUUGGACCUCACGAACCACUAAAUGCAUACUCAAAAUUAUACGGACCACUUUUAACUUAAAAUAGCUUAUUACAUAAAUACCGUUAAAUAAAUCGAUGAAGUAUUUUUUUUCGGUCAUA